AUGGCUCGCACAAAGCAGACCGCUCGCAAGUCCACCGGUGGCAAAGCCCCGCGCAAGCAGCUGGCCACUAAGGCCGCCCGCAAGAGCGCCCCGGCCACCGGCGGCGUGAAGAAGCCCCACCGCUACCGGCCCGGCACCGUGGCGCUGCGCGAGAUCCGGCGCUACCAGAAGUCGACCGAGCUGCUGAUCCGCAAGCUGCCGUUCCAGCGUCUGGUGCGCGAGAUCGCGCAGGACUUCAAGACCGACCUGCGCUUCCAGAGCUCGGCCGUCAUGGCGCUGCAGGAGGCCUGCGAGGCCUACCUGGUGGGUCUGUUUGAGGACACCAACCUUGUUUCAGCUCUCAAACGUCUAACCAUGUCUGGUCGCGGCAAGGGCGGUAAAGGCCUGGGCAAAGGCGGGGCCAAGCGCCACCGCAAGGUCCUGCGCGACAACAUCCAGGGCAUCACCAAGCCCGCCAUCCGCCGCCUGGCCCGGCGCGGAGGAGUCAAGCGCAUCUCCGGCCUCAUCUACGAGGAGACCCGCGGGGUGCUGAAGGUGUUCCUGGAGAACGUGAUCCGCGACGCGGUCACCUACACGGAGCACGCCAAGCGCAAGACCGUCACCGCCAUGGACGUGGUCUACGCGCUCAAGCGCCAGGGCCGCACCCUCUACGGCUUCGGCGGUUAA
Molecule: messenger RNA, 666 nt
Organism: Chionomys nivalis (European snow vole)
Lineage: Eukaryota; Metazoa; Chordata; Mammalia; Rodentia; Cricetidae
Product: histone H3.1-like
Exons: 2
Coding region: 1-666 (221 amino acids)
Cellular component (GO): nucleosome
Molecular function (GO): protein heterodimerization activity; DNA binding; structural constituent of chromatin
Source: RefSeq, a predicted model, not a curated record